Messenger RNA from Ostreococcus lucimarinus CCE9901, 1126 nucleotides. RefSeq lists its product with no specific name. NCBI's taxonomy places the organism in Eukaryota, Viridiplantae, Chlorophyta, Mamiellophyceae, Mamiellales, Bathycoccaceae. Bases 1 to 1071 code for a protein of 356 amino acids. The transcript has a single exon. The record is from RefSeq and is a predicted model, not a curated record.
AUGGCGACGGCGCGCGCGACCGCGGGCGCGCCGGCGCGCGCGACGACGGCGCGCUGGAUCGCGACGCGAUCGCGCGCGACGCGCGCGACGCGCGGGACCCGCGGCCGCGCGCGCGCGACGCCGAACGACGGCGAAGCGCACGCGGCGUACCUGCGAGACGUCGCGGCGACGCGCGCGCCGGCGGAGCUCGAGGCGCUCGCGCGCGUGCUCGACGCGCUGGGGUGCGAAACGAUCGCGCCGAACGCGCGGCGAGGGAUCCACCCGCUGGUGAUGCCGCUGGCGAGGACGCGCGAGGGAGGGGUGAUCGGACUCAUGGUGACCGAGGACGACGGCGAGGCGACGCCGGUGGUCGAGGUGCGGGACGGCGCGCACGCGACGAUGCUGGCGAAGAGCGCGAGGGAUUACGUGCACAGAGCGAUCGUCGAGGAGGAAGCGAUGAGCGAUGAGCAGACGACGACGGUGGCGGCGGCGGCGGGCGCGGUGGGGGUGAGCCUGCACGCGCACGGGGCGUUUAAGACGUCGGGGAAGGAGUUCGACGUGUACGUGACGACGCAAAUCGGGAAGUUUCCGUCGUCCAUGGAGGGGCUGGUUCGGAGACACUUGAAACGAAACGACGAACAGUCGGCGUUGAUCACGUGUGAUCUGUACAAGGCGACGUUCGGCGAUUGGGGGGCGCCGCACGUGUUCAUCUCUGAUUUAUAUUCCAAAUUAGGACGCGACGAGGAGGCGCGAGACGCCGCGCGACAGGCGUUGCAAACGCCGUGGUCCACCAUCGGCGGCAGAGACGCCAUCACGCGAAUGAUUGACGUCGCCGGGUGGUCUGGUAAGACCGUGGCAGAGAUCAAAGAAGUCCUAGAGAGCCGACGCGGUCCAUCCGCGGCGGCGUUCGACGGCCCGAAGAGCGAAAAGCAACUCGCGCGCGAAGAGGGCGAGCUCUUGCUCGACCAAAUCGCCGCGGGUGAGAUCGAAUCCUCGACCGUCAAUCAGCGUUUGGCGGAGUGUUACAUGAACGCCGGCAAGCCCGCGCUCGCGAAGUUCAUCAUGUGCGGCGCGGGGAUGCCGGCGCUGUGAGCGCCGAUAGCGAGCAUUGGAAUUUAAUAUCGAACCCCACAACGCGACUCAACAU